Molecule: messenger RNA, 1128 nt
Organism: Alternaria rosae
Lineage: Eukaryota; Fungi; Ascomycota; Dothideomycetes; Pleosporales; Pleosporaceae
Exons: 3
Coding region: 93-965 (290 amino acids)
Source: RefSeq, a predicted model, not a curated record
AUUACGCUACCCCAGAAGCCAAAUACCUUCCGCAACCUCCUUCGAUCUGGAUCCUAACACAUUUGCACCCCGUUUAUCACCAACUACCAAUAAUGUCCACGUCCAUGAAACACAGGAGCAUACCAGCAGCAUUCCACGAAAAACAGCCCGUUGCUACGAUAAAGCCUUCGAGACCCACGUCCGCGCCCUUCACCAAUUUUUCCAAGCCUUUGGCACAGGAGGAUGCGCCUGCUGCGAACCCCAAAUUGGUCGCCGCUGAAGAAUUACAGGCUAGGAUCAAAGCCGCAAGAAGGAGUAGAACCGCCUCUCAACCGCUGCCCGAAGCAGUACGACGGAAACUCGAUCACUCGUCUGACCUCAUACACCCAGCCUUGCGCGCCAGGAGCGGCGUAACACCAAACCCUGCUCGUACCGUCAGCCACAGGCCCAAGAGCCGUGAGGGCCUUUCCAUAGACGCGGUGAUUCGGCGACUAUCCAUGGAAAUUGAUGAGCAAAACCAUGUUAGAGGACGCGGUCCACCCGUGUCAGGCCAGCCUUUGCAUCUUUCGGACAACAUACCGCCAGUACCCACACUACCAGCAUUCCCACCCGCUGCGACCUACCGUCCACGACCGCGCCAAACCGCGAGCAGUAGGUCUUCUAUGACCAAACGACGGAGUCCUUUAUCCAAUGUUUCUUCUCCAGACGACUCAGCGGAGACGUCUUCUCACACUUCCAGACGUACUUCCGCCUCUUCUCGCACAUCCAAGUCUGAAGACUCCAAAGACGACGACGAUAACGACGACAUCGUACGCGUCAUCAAUCCACAACCUGUAAAAGCCACCUUGGUCCAGCGAAAACACAUAUCUGAACCCCAGACUUUGCCUCAACCGUCUGCUCCAAGCUCGCGGCCCACGUCACAGCGUGCCAAGAGCCGCAGCUCAUGGCACACCCUUUCCCGGCGCAGCAUACUGUGCUCUGUAUGAGUGCUCCGAGUCUGAAUGCUUUGACCACAAAGACUUCAUUCUUUGACCUAUCGGAGAACCUCUGCACCUUGCAUUUUAGCGUGAUUUUACAUCGACCAAGGCGUUUGGGCAACACAGCGCUUGGGGCCGAUAUCUUACUCCUCUAAACUAUGUCAUUCUUAUA